GAUAAAUUUUUACUGAGAGUCGUAUAGGAAUCUAUAAUCUAGUACUUUCGAAAAUACGCCGAGAGUAUUCCUGAUGGUGAAACGAGCGUUGCUUCAUCGAACGCAGCUAAAGAAAACAACAUCUAUGUAGUUGGUGGUACGAUGCCUGAAAUAGAGGGCGCUAAAUUGUACAAUACCUGUACUAUUUGGGGUCCCGAUGGAACUUUGAUAGCAAAACACCGAAAGGUACAUCUAUUCGACAUCGACAUUCCUAAUAAGAUUACUUUUCGAGAGAGUGAUUCACUCAGUCCUGGUAACUCCCUAACGACGUUCGACGUGAAGGGCUGCAAAAUAGGUAUUGGCAUUUGCUAUGAUAUUAGAUUCGAGGAAAUGGCACGCAUUUAUCGUAACAAAGGUUGCCAAAUGCUGAUAUAUCCAGCGGCAUUCAAUAUGACCACUGGACCACUGCACUGGUCAUUACUUCAGCGUUCCAGAGCGAAUGAUAAUCACUUAUACGUUGCCUGCAUAUCACCGGCUCGUGUUCCUUCAGCAAGUUACGUCGCAUGGGGGCAUACACAGUUGACCAAUCCCUGGGGAAAGAUUCUUUACGAUUUGGAAACUCAAGAGAAUAUGGCAGUCACCGAUAUAAAAAAAAAAAAAAAAAAAAAAAAAAAAAAAUAUGAGGCAUACUAUAUAAGAUUGUCAUCGAUUUAAAAUCAAAGUAUGAAAAGGAUACCCUGGAGAGAGUAAAACACAGAAUCAUUCCAACUAAACAUUCAGAUCGUACCGACACCUAGGUAUCGUCUUACAAUUAAAUCUCGGUCUCGAAUGGAUUAAAAUGAAAUACAUACUUGCAGCUUCAACAUCUUCAAUAUCGAGGAGAUUCAAACUUUACAAAUAAAUGUAAAUUGCGAUGUAAAACAAAGCGAUGUAAAAAGGGAAAAAGGAGGAAAGAAGGAACAGGGAAGCAAAGAGAAGAAACGAAUUUUUCAUUUUCUCGAAACUGGAUCAAGUUUCAGGAAGACCAUCCAAGUAAUUGAUGUCCUCUGUAAUUAUUUGUUAAUCAUGCGCGGAAUCAGAACGAUUCGACCUCGUUCCAAAGCAAAUCGUUACUAGAGUAGAGACGGGAAUUAAUAAUUCGUGUCAAUUGUUCGAUCGUGUUCACAAAUUCAAAUGCGGUUGAGUGGCGGAAACCAUUUAUAACACGUCCCAUACAGCGUAGAUCGCAUACACGUCUUAGGAUGUAUUUUUGGUACUUAUAUAUACUCUAUAUAUAUAUUCUUACUCUAUAUAUACUUAUAUGUACUCUAUAUAUAUUCUCUAUCUUAGAUAUACCAUAAAAUAUUUCGUGAAAUCGCGUAUUCGUGUCUAAUGUCAGGGAUUCUCUUUCCACAAGUCUGCGUUUUCUAUAUUAUCUUUCUUCCUUAUCAGUAGGCAUUCUCACAAUUUGUGAUUAAUACUGCUCGUACAGGAAUAUUAGGUUUUUGACGUUGUAAAAUUUCACGUGAAAUAAUAAUGCCUAUAUAUUGA
Molecule: messenger RNA, 1509 nt
Organism: Bombus huntii
Lineage: Eukaryota; Metazoa; Arthropoda; Insecta; Hymenoptera; Apidae
Product: omega-amidase NIT2-like
Exons: 4
Coding region: 142-693 (183 amino acids)
Biological process (GO): oxaloacetate metabolic process; L-glutamine metabolic process
Cellular component (GO): mitochondrion
Molecular function (GO): omega-amidase activity
Source: RefSeq, a predicted model, not a curated record